Molecule: messenger RNA, 4080 nt
Organism: Malurus melanocephalus (red-backed fairy wren)
Lineage: Eukaryota; Metazoa; Chordata; Aves; Passeriformes; Maluridae
Gene: BCAR3
Product: BCAR3 adaptor protein, NSP family member
Exons: 13
Coding region: 169-2772 (867 amino acids)
Biological process (GO): positive regulation of peptidyl-serine phosphorylation; small GTPase-mediated signal transduction
Molecular function (GO): guanyl-nucleotide exchange factor activity; phosphotyrosine residue binding
Source: RefSeq, a predicted model, not a curated record
GGAAAAAGAUCCCACCUCACAGCUCAGUUAUCAUCACUGUGAUUCAUCAGCUGCUGUCUCCUGGGCAGGUCUGACUGCUGAUUGGGCACRGGACUUCUCAAGGUGUGUCUAUUGCCAAGAAGCUUUUGCAUUUUAAGAGCACACAGUAGACCAUUCUAGCCUCCUGCUAUGGACUUAUUCCAUCUUACAGAAGUUGAUCUCAGAAAGCUGGGAAUUGAAAAUCAAGGCCACCAAACACGCCUCAUUUCCAAUAUCCUGCUGCCUCAGGAGGUAAAACAAAAAAGAGAACCAAAAAUGAUAGCUGCAGGGAAAUUUUCAAGUCUUCCCAGAAACGGCCCAGUGAACCACCAGUUCUCAUUAGCUUCUUCCAUGGACCUUUUGACCACAAAACCUUCACCAAUCGAGCAUCGCUCAAACUCCUUUCAAGGCGUCUCUAUCCAUGGCACUCUCCCCAGGAAGAAGAGGGGGACAGUUCCCCCCAGGUCUUGUGAUAUGUUUAGCCAUGUGGGAACAUUGCCUUGCACCAGAACACGGCAGCAGCCACCUUUUGUACAGGAUGUUAUAGAAGAGUAUGCUCCAGAAAAUGGGAAGAGCCGUGAACUCCACGCCAGAGAUCAGAAUAUUCUGGAUCCUACAUUGGAAUAUGUUAAGUUUUCUAGGGAGAGGCAGGUUAUGGACAACAGCCCGGAAAAACUGAAGAAGGAGUUAGAGGAAGAACUGCAGCUGAGUAGUGAAGACUUGCGUAGCCAUGCCUGGUACCACGGACGUAUUCCUCGGCAGGUGGCAGAAAGCCUGGUUCAGCGAGACGGAGAUUUUCUGAUUAGGGAUUCUCUCUCCAGUCCUGGGAACUUUGUUCUCACGUGUCAGUGGAAAAAUACCUCUCAGCAUUUUAAAAUCAACAAAUCAGUUCUAAGACUCAAUGAAGCCUACUGUCGUGUUCAGUAUCAGUUUGAACUGGAAAGUUUUGACACUGUCCCUGGCUUAGUUCGAUACUACGUUGGGAAUCGCACGCCAAUAUCAAAGCAGAGUGGUGCAAUUAUUUUUCAGCCUAUCAACAGGACUGUKCCUCUCAGGUGUCUAGAAGAAAAAUAUGGUGUAACUCCAGUCCACAAAAAAGAGCCGAGCGCUCCUGAAGGAAAAACAGAAAUGGCAAAAAGGCUGAGUCUUGGUAUGUCCAGCAUGCAAUCCCCGGAGCAGAGCAUACUCAGAGGAAAUCUUUUGAGAAACAAAGAAAAAAGUGGUAGCCAGCCAGCUAGUUUGGAUCAUGUUCUGGAGAAAAGAUUUCCUUUAAAGGCUCACCAGUCAGAGAGCUAUCUGCUAAUAGGUUCAAGACAUCCAUCUCGAUUACCUGAAGCAGAUACAAACUCCUGUCCAGGCUCACCUGCAUUUAGAACAGGUAGUGAACCAUCUCUGAGCCCCACGGUUGUUCAGAAAGUCACCUCAGAGUCACAGCUGGGGGAAGCUCUUAGAGGAUCAGACAGUCAGCUCUGUCCAAAGCCUCCACCUAAACCCAGCAAGGCACCCGUCAUGAAGUCCCCAGAUUCUCCUUUGACUUCCCACAAUUCUGAAGAACACUAUUGUGAACUAAACCCCUCCAGACAUGCUACAGCAACAAAACAACACUUAUGUCAGAAAAACAGCUAUGUGGAACAUCUGGCACGAAAGGAGAGGACAACAUUCAGGAACUCCGAAACAAGCUAUUUGAUCCUUGAUGAUGAUCCUACAAUGAACUCUGCAGAUCCUUUAAAAGCUUCAGCUCAGAUGGCUGAAGAGGACAGCAUCUUUUCUGCACCUGUUUAUGAGAUGGUGUCUAGUUUUAAACCAAAUGAUUUUGAAUCCAAACUACUUCCUCCAGAAAACAAGCCUUUGGAAACAACAAUGUUAAAAAGAGUUAAGGAGCUUUUCACCAACAAUAACCCAAAGAUUAUUGCACAGCAUAUCCUUAGAAUGGACUGCAAGGUGGCAAGGAUAGUAGAAGUUUCUGAAGAGAUGAGGAGGAAUAUGGGAGGGAACUCUGGUCUUGAACUGAUCACCCUGCCUUACGGACAUCAGCUGCGCCUUGACCUCAUUGAGAGGCACAAUACCAUGGCAAUAGGAAUAGCUGUGGAUAUAUUGGGUUGCACAGGAAGUGUGGAAGAUAGAGCAGCAACAUUAAAUAGGAUCAUCCAAGUUGCUGUAGAGUUGAAGGAGUCACUAGGGGAUUUAUAUGGAUUUUCUGCCAUUAUGAAAGCACUGGAAAUGCCCCAGGUCAGUAGAUUAGAACAAACCUGGACUGCUCUAAGACAUUGCUAUACCCAGACUGCCAUUAUGUAUGAAAAACAGCUGAAACCAUCUUGCAAAGCUUUGCAUGAAGGACAAGAUGAGUGGACUAAAACUAUCAGUGCUCCACAGAACAUCRUAACAGUGCCACUGCUGAUGCCUCUGAUUACCCUGAUGGAGCGCCAGGCUGUUGCUUUCGAAGGCAUGGAGCUGUGGGAAAGCACUGACCAAAGUGGUGAGAUAAUGCUCAGGCACUUGGGCACAGCUCGCCUCAUCGCCCAGAACGCACAGACGUUUGGCCUCACGGCAGAGCGGCUCCUGGAAGGUUUUCAGCCAGAUGAAGAGCUGAGUGAAAUCUUCAAGACAGAAUUUCAAAUGAGAUUGCUCUGGGGCAGCAAAGGAGCCCAAGUUAAUCAAAGUGAAAGAUACGAGAAGUUCAGCCGGAUCUUAACUGCACUUUCCCGAAAACUGGAACCUCCUCCAGUGAAGCUGGUGGAACAAUUAAGUAUAUAAGACUCUGGGAGCACUAUUUAAGUAAUACACUUGAAAUAACCUUAGCAUUCUUCUGGCAAUUUGAUAAUGCAUUUCUUGCAUUUCACAAGAUGUUUAGAACUUUUAACUGCACAAUGCACACUUGUUUUAAAACUACUGAUUUCUAAACAAAUUAUUUAUUUACAGUGUCACCAAGUCAUUUGCUGACCCCUUUAAACAGUUAGAUUAUGCUUUUAUUUCCUCAGAGUUGCAGUGUUUUAAUGAUGAYGAGGAGCAAGGGCAUUGGUAUCUUAAUACCAAGAUGAAGCAAAUAGUGUAAAUAAAAUGAUAGAUUACGUAUCUGACAUGGCAGAAAAUUUGUUGUAUAAUAUUCCUUUAAUGAAUAUAAAACACUGUAGAUAGCAUUGUGAAGUGUGUCUUUAUGCGAAAUAAUUUGCAUAUUUACAGAUCACAGAAAUACUGCAAGUUGGUGAAAUAAUCUAUUAUCUGUAACCAGAGGGCUCAAACAUCACUGUGCCUAUAAAACUAGAAAAUUAAUUUGUGUAUGUGUUGGGACAACUUCCCCUUUUUUUUAAGACAGCAUCUGUAGUACUUCAGCUUUUGCUGGAGCCUGCACAACAGCCACGCUGCCAGGAAUGAAUGAUGAAAAGGUGAGAACAAACAAUCCAGAUAAUUAAAAUGCUUUCAGACAUGAGUAAAAGUGGGUGUAUGUAUGUAUUAAACUUGCUUCAUUUACUAAGGUGAAUCACUUUGGUAAGAACUUUUUCUUCUUCCUUGGAUGAAGGCAAAGCAUAAGGUGUUACUAUGUUACCACUUUUUAUAGRAAAUCAGCAUGCACAAUGUUUAUUAUACAAAGAGAGUUUAAGCAGCAAAUCCCACUUUGUCACACAGACGGUGUCUAAGGGUUAUCCUCAGAAGCUGUACAAAUAUUUAAGAACUACAAUCAGAGCUGCAUGUGCUUGUUGUCAGUAAGCCUAUUUCUGGAAUGAGAUGUUAGAGCAUUGAAAGUACUGGAGUAGGACAACAACARAACCAACACCAGAAUCUGUUCCUCCCAUCUACAAUCACAAGUAGCACCAGAACAAGAGUUUACAGACCUCAAACUGAACAUUACCCUGUCAGGCUUAACAGAAGACAAAUGGAGAAGCUAAUGACUUAGACCAUGAAAAGAUUUUUUUAUUCCAUGAAAAUAUUCUCAACAGAGAACACUAUUUUUAAACAAAGCAUUUAACAUUUAAGAAAUCAACAUGUGCACAAAAAGGAUUAAAAAAUUACUGGAAAAUGUCUGAUUCUUUAAGACAACUCAUGUUCAGAAUUUUAGAAUAAGUA